GGCAGGCAGGCUGGUUGGCUCUCUCCAGCUCGGGCUGGACCUGGAGUGCUGGACCUGCGUCAGUCAGCCAGCUCGGCUCAGGCACUCCGCUCCAGCCCCACACCUCACCAUGGCCAUGGAGGUAGACAGCAGGCCUGGGGGGCUCCCCGGCAGUGGUAGCGACCUGGGCGCAGCUCGCCAGCACAUGCAGGCGGUCACCCGAAACUACAUUACUCACCCCCGUGUCACCUACAGGACCGUGUGCAGCGUCAAUGGGCCCCUGGUGGUGCUGGACCAGGUCAAGUUCGCCCAGUAUGCUGAGAUCGUCAACUUCACCCUCCCAGAUGGGACUCAGAGGAGUGGGCAAGUGCUUGAGGUGUCUGGGAGCAAGGCAAUUGUUCAGGUGUUUGAAGGGACCUCUGGGAUUGAUGCUCGGAAGACCACCUGCGAAUUCACAGGGGACAUCCUACGGUCUCCGGUGUCAGAGGACAUGCUGGGUCGGAUUUUCAAUGGUUCUGGCAAACCCAUUGACAAGGGACCGAUGGUCAUGGCGGAGGACUUCCUCGAUAUCAAUGGCCAGCCCAUCAACCCCUACAACCGCAUCUACCCUGAGGAGAUGAUCCAGACUGGCAUCUCUCCCAUCGACGUCAUGAACAGCAUUGCCCGUGGCCAGAAGAUUCCCAUCUUCUCAGCAGCUGGGCUCCCCCACAACGAGAUCGCUGCCCAGAUCUGCCGCCAGGCGGGGCUAGUGAAGAAAUCCAAGGCCGUGGUGGAUUAUCACGACGACAACUUUGCCAUCGUCUUUGCAGCCAUGGGGCCCUCCCUGUUGUGUGUCCAGGUGAACAUGGAGACAGCCAGGUUCUUCAAGUCCGACUUUGAGCAGAAUGGGACCAUGGGGAACGUCUGCCUCUUCCUGAACUUGGCCAACGACCCCACCAUCGAGAGGAUCAUCACCCCUCGCCUGGCACUGACCGCUGCUGAAUUCCUCGCCUACCAGUGCGAGAAGCACGUGCUGGUCAUACUCACUGACAUGAGCUCCUACGCCGAGGCCUUGCGGGAGGUCUCAGCUGCCAGAGAGGAGGUGCCGGGGCGCCGGGGCUUCCCCGGAUACAUGUACACAGACCUGGCCACCAUCUAUGAGCGGGCGGGCCGUGUGUCGGGCCGGGGUGGAUCCAUCACUCAGAUCCCCAUCCUCACCAUGCCCAAUGACGAUAUCACCCACCCGAUCCCAGACCUGACCGGCUUCAUCACAGAGGGGCAGAUCUACGUGGACAGACAGCUUCAUAACAGACAGAUCUACCCCCCCAUCAACGUGCUCCCUUCCCUGUCGCGACUGAUGAAGUCCGCCAUUGGUGAGGGCAUGACAAGAAAGGACCAUGGCGAUGUCUCUAACCAGCUGUACGCCUGCUACGCCAUCGGCAAGGACGUGCAGGCCAUGAAGGCCGUGGUGGGGGAAGAGGCGCUCACUUCCGAGGACCUGCUCUACCUGGAAUUCCUGCAGAAGUUCGAAAAGAACUUCAUCAACCAGGGCCCCUAUGAGAACCGCUCGGUGUUCGAGUCGCUGGACCUGGGCUGGAAGCUGUUGCGCAUCUUCCCCAAGGAGAUGCUGAAGCGCAUUCCGCAGAGCGUGGUCGAUGAGUUCUACUCCCGCGAGGCGGCGCCGCAGGACACCACGUCCGACACUGCAUUCUAGCCCCGCCCUCAGCACCGUGCUGGGACCCCUGCCCUCCGCAUCACGCCCAUGCACCCCUCUUCCCCCCCACCGCCCCCCAUCCUGAAGGUUCCAUACACCUGAGCCAACCGCACCACCCUCAGCCCCCGCCCGCUACGCUCCAUCCCUGUCCCUGGCUUCCUAGCGCUGGGAAAGAACAGAUUGUCAAGCCUGUGUUCUAUGUCUUGUUCUGAUAGGAGCAUUUGUAUUUGUAUUUUAAAAGCCCCCAAAUGAAAAGUAAUUGAGGUGAA
Myotis brandtii (Brandt's bat) is the source of this 1941-nucleotide messenger RNA. It is a transcript of the gene ATP6V1B1, whose product is annotated as ATPase, H+ transporting, lysosomal 56/58kDa, V1 subunit B1. Gene Ontology annotation, molecular function: ATP binding; proton-transporting ATPase activity, rotational mechanism. NCBI's taxonomy places the organism in Eukaryota, Metazoa, Chordata, Mammalia, Chiroptera, Vespertilionidae. The coding region runs from base 110 to 1672 and encodes 520 amino acids. The transcript has 14 exons. The record is from RefSeq and is a predicted model, not a curated record. Gene Ontology annotation, biological process: ATP metabolic process; proton transmembrane transport. Gene Ontology annotation, cellular component: proton-transporting V-type ATPase, V1 domain.